GGAGAAACGCCUCGAAGGGUCUGAAGAAGUUGUCCAGUCUCAGAAACACAGCUGUCCAACCCACUCUGAUUCACCGGGAGAGUCAAAACCCGAAGCCACCCAUCCGCGCUGUGUACCGGAGCAGGAGACCCAGGCGAAGGCUGUAAAAACCCGUUCUCGUCCGUCGUAUCUGAACGGCUAGCUUGUUAGAUAACAGUGUGUUUAUUGGCCAAAAUGAACGGACAUCAGAACGGUUUCCAUAACAACUCGCUCAUCGACGAAGACUGCUUCCUCUUCACUUCCGAGUCAGUCGGAGAGGGUCACCCGGAUAAGAUCUGUGACCAAAUCAGUGAUGCCGUGUUGGACGCACACCUCAGACAAGACCCUGAUGCCAAAGUAGCAUGUGAGACUGUUGCUAAGACGGGGAUGAUCCUGCUAGCAGGAGAGAUCACCUCCAGGGCCCACGUUGACUACCAGAAGAUUGUGAGGGACACGAUCAAAGACAUCGGCUAUGAUGACUCAUCCAAAGGCUUUGACUAUAAGACCUGCAAUGUGCUGGUGGCUUUGGAGCAGCAGUCGCCCGACAUUGCUCAAGGUGUUCACCUGGAUCGAAAAGCGGAGGAUGUGGGAGCCGGUGACCAGGGUCUGAUGUUUGGAUAUGCCACAGAUGAGACUGAGGAGUGUAUGCCCCUCACUAUUGUCCUGGCUCACAAGCUCAAUGCCAAGAUGGCGGAAUUGCGCCGAAAUGGAAGACUGCCGUGGCUCCGACCCGAUUCAAAGACUCAGGUGACCAUUCAGUACCGACAGGAUCAAGGAGCCAUGGUGCCGUUGCGUGUCCACACCGUUGUGGUCUCGGUGCAGCACGAUGAGGCGAUAUGUUUGGAUGAGAUGCGCAAAUGUCUCAAGGAGCUGGUGGUGAAAGCGGUGGUUCCCAGCUGUUACCUUGACCAUGAAACCGUAUACCACCUGCAGCCCAGUGGACGCUUUGUCAUUGGAGGACCGCAGGGGGAUGCUGGUCUGACUGGGCGUAAGAUCAUUGUCGAUACUUACGGUGGCUGGGGUGCCCACGGAGGCGGAGCCUUUUCCGGGAAGGACUACACGAAAGUCGAUCGCUCUGCUGCCUACGCUGCGCGCUGGGUGGCCAAAUCUCUGGUGAAAGCUGGGCUCUGCAGGCGUGUGUUGGUCCAGGUAUCCUAUGCUAUUGGCAUUGCCCAUCCACUCUCCAUCUCCAUCUUCCACUUUGGGACCUCCGAGAGGAGUGAGAAGGAGCUGCUGGAAAUUGUGAAGAAGAACUUUGACCUUCGUCCGGGAGUCAUAGUGAGUGAUCUUGACCUGAAGAGGCCAAUCUACCAGCGCACAGCCGCCUAUGGUCACUUUGGCCGUGACUUCUUUUCAUGGGAGGUGCCCAAGAUUUUGAAAUAUUGAAGCGCUCCUAUCUUUGAGCAGGGCUCCGGUGUACAACAGAUACAUCUGUCUGUCUACUUCCUUCCUUUCCCCUGUACCUGCUCACACAGCCACCUCACCACAGCCUCUACUGCAGAACACCGUGCCCCUUCACAACACGUUAGUCAGGCACUCAUUUAUUAGAUAACGAAAGCAUUUCCGCUGCAGAUAAGUUGGAAAACUUGUACGUGCUGAGCAGUGCUGCCAAUUUUUAUUUAUCUUUGUGACACUAGUUAUGAGUGGAUUGGUUUCUGCAGAAUCAAUUUGCAGUAUAUAUUUAAUACCUAAUUAUAACAGAUUCUCAAAGCAAUCCUAUGGGUAUUAAGCCGACUGAAUGCUAUUCUUCAGCUUUUUUUAAUUCAGGCUGAAGUUUGGUUUGAUAGGUGAUCAGUAGUUGGAAUCCCAUGUUGCUUUUUCCUUUUUAAUUGCAACGUGUUAUUUCACCUAACUUUCUUGAGUUGGUGGCACUGUAGCAUUCCAAAAAUGUCUCCUCCGUUCCCCUUUUACCCUCGGUUUUAUUUAGAUGGAACAAAGACGGCGAAACACUGGAUGGAGACCAUUUCUCCAAAACCUGCAUACACUUGUUUGUGCUCUCCCUUCAGGCCAUUUUUUUCUGACGUUUUACAGAGAAGUCAGAAGCUGCUAUUGACCCCGUGGUUAUGUUGGGCUGCACGAUGAAAUCACUCCAUUUUUGUAUUUAUUUUGUCGGUUCAAAUGUUAUUAAGGCACGAUGCAAUACUCCCUUCCCAUCACUUCCCUCCCUACUCGAGGCUGAAUCUGGGUGACGCUACAGAGAAACUCAGCUCAGCGGCCUCAGCACAGGGCCUCCCUUCAUCUGGUGACCUCCUCCUUUAAUUCAACACAUGGGGUCAGACUCAUUGUGGGACCUAACCGUUUGACCAGCAAGGAAGGACACCCGAGUGACCCGUGCCACAAGGUUUUGUAUCUCUCGGCCGCGCAUGUUUGCAUAAAACAGCUUCACAGCAGAGACGGUUAGUUAAGGUCGAGUAAAGCUCGGGUGGGUAUAACCAAUUGGUCAGGGCACAGGAGCCGAAUGAAUCUGGUUAGCAGUACCCCGCCGGGCCAAUGCUACAAGCUAGAAUGCUGGGCAGACCGGGUCUUACCAGCAAGGGCAUUGGGAUUAAUAAAAACGCUGUCCUGACACCUUCGGUCUCACCUGCACACCGUGUGAGUUAUACUUUAGCGCACAUGAGGACGUGGUACCAUGUGAAAGGAUUCACAGACCUAAUAGAAUAGAAUAGUGUUUGCGGUUAACCGUCCUCUGGAAUAGCGCGACAGCAUUUGCUCACAGUUACCAAAGAUGCAGGGGCAUCUGUUUCGAUGUUUAAUGUACACAAGUUACACAAUUAAUGUUGGGCUUUCAGAUGAUGCUUUUCUUUCUUUAUGUAUUCAUUUUCUUUUAAUAAAGUAGUUAAAGAAAACACAUGUAAUCACUUUAGCGGAAGAGAUAAGCCUAAACCAGCUGUAGGCUUGCGUUGGUAUUCAUCUUCAAAUCCUCACGGUUGGCAUUUAUCUGAGCUGUGUGUUUGCAGUUAGUGAGUCUGUAAAUGUCUGCAUUGUGUAGCUAGGUGGCGCUGUGUCCUCGCAUAUAGCACUGAAACUAAGAUUUCCUUUUUUCUACUCCAAUGACCCUGAUGUCGCUCUCGAGUUUGUCUCCUCUACACUCACCUCGAGUGUACUGCCGGGAAGGUUCUGAUGGGAUCUGUUUGAAUCAUACUGGUACUGGGAUUAUUUUAAGUAAUCUCUGAGAUGACUCGACCUCCCAAAGAUUAUUUUUUAAUAAUAUGUUUGAAUCAUCUUUUCUCAUCCACAAGGAGCCAAAUGAUUGGUUGGUGUUGUACAGAGAAACCAUCCUGUUUACAUGGUCUCCUGUGGGAGUGUCAAGCAGCUUUUUUUAUGUUUUAUUUUUCUCAAUAAUUACCAGUACUUUAGUUAGUGUGGCUGCUGAUUGUGGAAAAAGUGCCUUUUCUCAUUUUCUGCAAUGCCCUAUUUCCCUCCCCCAAAUAUGUAGCUCCGUACCUGUCGAGUCCUCCCCCAGCGUGUGAGUCUCCCCUCUUCAAUGACUCCUACUGAGAACCUUGAUUUGUUGUUGUGCUUCUCUCUCAAACCCUUUUAAAAUAAACUGCACUCUUCUCUGUG
Molecule: messenger RNA, 3582 nt
Organism: Gasterosteus aculeatus aculeatus (three-spined stickleback)
Lineage: Eukaryota; Metazoa; Chordata; Actinopteri; Perciformes; Gasterosteidae
Gene: mat2aa
Product: methionine adenosyltransferase 2Aa
Biological process (GO): S-adenosylmethionine biosynthetic process
Molecular function (GO): ATP binding; methionine adenosyltransferase activity
Source: RefSeq, a predicted model, not a curated record